AUGACUGCCUCGACACAAUCCGGCUCCAUCGACCAAGGCGCUGGAGCCGCGACCGCUCAGCACUUCUCCUUCUUUCAGCCGCCGCCGUUCGAUCCAGUCCAAUGCAUCCCGAAAAAAGAUCGAGACCAGAUCUUCGGCUUCGCAGUAUCCGAGGCCAAUGUCGUCGCCCACGAACCGCUUGCCAACGGCGGCAAUCACUGGACAUUCUAUCUCACCGUCGCCUCGAAGUCCCUCGGCUCCGACGAAAGGCGGUUGGUGCAACUUGACUGUACACCCAGCGGAAUGCCGGCUGGUGGCGGAGGCAGCGGCUCAAAAGUGAACAUCGUGGUCAGUCUCCUCGACGAUCAGAAAUUCAGCCGAGCCCAGUGUAUCUGCCGCAUGAGCAUUAGAGAGUUGGUCACAGUUGACGACUUUGUCGACGUUAUUACCAAACACGGACGGCAUAAGUACGUUUUUGAUGACAAGGGACGCGGCUGUAAGAAAUGGGUUGCCGAUCAGAUGAACUUGUUCCUCGAGACGGGAGUGUUUGUUCAGGAAUAUGACGUGAAGAAUGCGAAGAAAGAUAUGAUGUUCCAAUGGGACAACUUUCAGCGGGUUGGUGACCACUCUGACUGGGCUGUUGGGGUUUACUACCAGUGA
Molecule: messenger RNA, 639 nt
Organism: Colletotrichum karsti
Lineage: Eukaryota; Fungi; Ascomycota; Sordariomycetes; Glomerellales; Glomerellaceae
Exons: 1
Coding region: 1-639 (212 amino acids)
Source: RefSeq, a predicted model, not a curated record